Molecule: messenger RNA, 629 nt
Organism: Kickxella alabastrina
Lineage: Eukaryota; Fungi; Kickxellomycota; Kickxellomycetes; Kickxellales; Kickxellaceae
Product: ribosomal protein S17-domain-containing protein
Exons: 2
Coding region: 60-518 (152 amino acids)
Biological process (GO): translation
Cellular component (GO): ribosome; cytosolic small ribosomal subunit
Molecular function (GO): structural constituent of ribosome
Source: RefSeq, a predicted model, not a curated record
UUUGGACUCGAUAUUUGACCCAUUUCAAUUCUUAAGGCCAGAAACAAUUCAAUUUCACAAUGUCCGAGCAGAUUGAGCGUUCAUUCCAGAAGCAGGAGUCCGUCUUCCUCAACGCCAAGAGCGUCAGCAAGAAGAACGCCCGUUGGUACAAGGAUGUCGGUCUUGGUUUCAAGACCCCCACCGAGGCCAUCCAGGGUACCUACAUUGACAAGAAGUGCCCCUUCACCGGCAACGUCAGCAUCCGCGGUCGCAUCCUCACCGGUGUCGUUCGCUCGGUCAAGAUGAAGCGCACCAUUAUCGUCCGCCGUGAGUACCUCCACUUCAUCACCAAGUACCAGCGUUAUGAGAAGCGUCACAAGAACAUUGCCGCUCACCUUUCGCCCGCCUUCAUUGGCGUCAAGGCCGGUGACUCCGUCACUGUUGGCCAGUGCCGCCCCCUGUCCAAGACUGUUCGCUUCAACGUCCUCAAGCACCAGAAGAAGCAGCUCAAGGGCUCCAAGAUGUUCCAGAGCUUCUAAUUUUUUCCUUUUAUUAUAAGGGUAGUUCUAAAAAGAUUAGAGUGUAGCGGGAGCUUGUUUCCUGCUGCAUCUGCCAUUUUACGUAUGUGCCUUAAUUGAGUUAGAGAGAAA